ACAUGUUUUUCUCCCUCUAAGUGGAGUUUCGCCAAAAUUCUAACCACAAUCCCACUCGUCAACAUUUUGACACCUUCCAGGCUUCCCCUCUCUUGGCUUUCCCAUCCUAAUUCUAAAUGGUUGAAAAACGACAUUGGCAAGCCACCAGAAAAUAGUUGACAAAUCUUACGUUUUCUAUCAACAAAAAUGUUAAUUUAGAACUCCCUCAAAAUCUCUACACCUUUUUUGCCACUUUAUACCCAACUCUAGUGAGAAAAGAAGGCAAUUUCAGGCCGAUUUGCUUCAUAACAUGUGAACAAAAUGUACUAUAUAAACCCACCAAUCUGCUCAAACCCUCCAUCACCUCAAUCUCAUUAGUCACUAAUUCCACCUUAAUUACAUUUCUCUAAUCUCCUUCUUCAAGAAUUUGAAGAUGGGUUUCCGUGUCUCUUCGCAAGGGCUUGUUUUGAUUGCCGUAGCUAUCUCUUUGUUGGCUGUUUGCCAAGCCAAAACUGUCGUUGUAGGAGGCUCUCAAGGUUGGCGUUUCGGCUUCAACUACACUGACUGGACUCUCAAAAAUGGCCCAUUUUACAUCAAGGACACGCUGGUUUUCAAGUACAGUCCACCAAGCAACGCCGGCGCUCAUGACGUGUACUUGCUGCCGGACCUGUGGAGCUACAUAACAUGUGAUUUCCGUAGGGCAAAGCUGGUGGCCAAAGCUACGCAGGGAGGCGGCCAGGGGUUUAAGUUUGUGCUGAACCAGUGGCGGCCACACUACUUUGCUUGCAGUCAGGGAGCCAACAGGUCACACUGCAAAAAGGGGUUGAUGAAGUUCUUCGCCGUGCCAUGGCCACACUGGCAGCUAUAGUCAAUGCCAGGGACGUGCUAGGCCUCAGGCCGGGGAAGAAGCAGUGCUUUAAUUUUUCUGUUUUUGUGUGAUUUGAUACAUGUAUUCAAUAAAAAUGGAGUCAGGACCAUGAAUAUUUUGUUCAAAUAAAUGUUUCCAACGAUAGGAACUUCGUACGACAUAAGUAUUACAAUCUCUGUUAUGUGUUCGAUGUAUGGCCCGGAGAUGGCCCCGAUUCUGCAGAUGCUUAUUUUACAAGAUCUCAGUCAAGUAUGGUAAUAACUGUUUAA
Molecule: messenger RNA, 1116 nt
Organism: Pyrus x bretschneideri (Chinese white pear)
Lineage: Eukaryota; Viridiplantae; Streptophyta; Magnoliopsida; Rosales; Rosaceae
Exons: 2
Coding region: 413-847 (144 amino acids)
Molecular function (GO): electron transfer activity
Source: RefSeq, a predicted model, not a curated record